AAAUUAGUGUCAAAUUGACGACAUCGGACGUGCCGGUAACCAAGGACUAAAAGUGUAACUGACUUGCGCAGGAUUCAGCAUUAAGUAGACGCUUAGCCCAACCCGUGGCGAAGCAAGAAACUAGUGACUAUCUCCAGUGAUCAUCAGGAACCAGGCUCUUGGAAACCAUCCCUCAACCCGUAGGUGAUUUGCGCCGCCCGACACGAAAACUGCAUCGGUGGGUUUCAACCCUUUAAGAGUGUCGAACCCUCGAAGAUGACACACAAACACCCGAUACUUUUUUGUCUUACAAUUAUGAUGUUUUUCAAUCCUAUUUACUCUGCUUACUUGGAAAUCCUUGAACUUAAUGAAAAUCCCGGUAUAGUUGCGUUCAAGACUAAUUCAGUCUUUAUAAAAGAAGGAUCUCACACACUAUUCCAUAGAUUUAAUUUAUUUUCCUUUACCGUCGUUCUCAAGCAGUAUGAAUCCAUUAUUUUGAACAUUGAAGAAAACCCAAAGAUAGCAGAACUAGUUAAAAUUCUUAAACAAAAGCAGAGUCAGGCUUAUUUUAUCCUUGAAAAUUUAACCGCUAGAAGUAGAAAAACAAAACGAUCUCUUAAUUUUCUUGGGUCCACCUUAAAAAUGAUUACAGGGAAUCUCGAUAAUGAAGAUUUGUUAAAAAUAGAAAACCAACUUGAAAUUCUUAAAAAUUCAAAUAACCUUUUAGUAACAGAGAAUAAUGAACAAAUUCAAAUUAAUAAAUUGUUUGAGGAAAGGAUUAACAAUAUUACUAAACAAGCUUAUAGACAGUCUAGGGAAAUAGAUAGCAUCAUUAAACAGACAAGACUGAGCUUAGACAGACCUGUCGAAUGGGAACAUCUCCUGCACCUACACAACAUCAUCUUCAACAUCGACAUGAUCAACCAGCAGCUGUCUACAAUUUUCGAGGCCAUUCAGUUGUCCAAGUUGGGUUUAAUUUCAAAGGCUUUCUUACAACCAUCAGAGCUAGAAUUUGCAACGAAUCUGUUGGAGUCACAAGGCGUGGUGAUUAACAGCUAUGACCAAGUUUAUGAGUUUUUGGAACCCAUAGCAUUCCACAAUAACUCAGACAUAAUCCUACUCAUAAAAAUUCCUAAAUUCAGGCAAGGAGAAUUUGUGCAACUCCAAAUAGAAGCCAUUCCACGACAGUUUAAAAUCAUACCGAUAAAUGCAACAAAAGCCAUUGUUGGUAACAAUGAGUCUUACCUAAUUUCCCAUCCAUGCAUGAACAUCGAGCGUAGCAUCAUCUGCGACGUCCAGAUCUUGUUUAACACUUCAAAUGACGGAUGCUUACAUGAGUUACUAAGAGGAAAUACGGGUAACUGUACCUUCAUUAGAUCUCCAAUGAAACCUGACACAAAGGAAAUCGAGAAUCUCGGACUGUUAGUUAAAAACUCUGUUGAUCCGACUUCGAUGCAAAACAGUUGUGGAUAUGGUCCGAGGAAUUUAACAGGAACGUUUCUCAUAUCAUUUAGAGAUUGUUCCAUCACCCUCAACGGAAAAAACCUUUACCAGCAAAACAUUCAGAGGAGAAUCCAGACCUGUCAUCUUACCCCUACAUUCAGUUAG
This is a messenger RNA of Aedes albopictus (Asian tiger mosquito), 1587 nucleotides long. RefSeq lists its product as uncharacterized. Lineage: Eukaryota; Metazoa; Arthropoda; Insecta; Diptera; Culicidae. The coding region runs from base 256 to 1587 and encodes 443 amino acids. The record is from RefSeq and is a predicted model, not a curated record. The transcript is spliced from 2 exons.